CAAACACAACAAAACUGGGAUAAGAUUAGAUUUCUAAUCUUGUUCAAAAGACAUUGAUUACGUAUACGAAAUGACAAGCAACAAAAUAGAAAAUAUUCUCGAAGAAGCAAAAAUUGGUUGUGAAAUAUUUGUUUUACAUGUUAUCAUAAUUAUCGCAAUAAGUAAGAGCUACUUAUCGUCGGCAAACUGAGUUGUCAUCCAACUAACAUAUAAGAGCAUAUAUUCAAUUCACCCAUUCAGUCUGCCGUCAAAAGCCAUCCAAAAUGGUUCACAAUCCGAGCCGAUUGUUCCUAUUUGCGGUAGCGCUCGCUGCUUUUGUUGGAGAAUCCCAGGAAGCCAACAUCCUGGGCCUCUUUCCCAGCCAAAUGCCGUCGCACUUGAUCAUCCAGAUGUCGACGGCUAAGGUCCUGGCGGAGCAGGGACACAAUGUGACGGUGGUCACGACACUGAAGCCCGUAGUUACCCAUAAGAAUAUAAACGUGAUCCAAGUACCCCUUAGCAAGAAGGAGGAGCAGCAUUUGAGCGACACAAUCAAAACGAUGUUGCAGAACAACAGUGGCAACAUGGCCUUGUCCCUGCUCCGAACAAUGGACAAAAUGAAUUUCUUGUUCACGGCCAACGCAGAUUUACUGAUGGACGAUCGGGUCAAGCAGUUGUACCUCAAUAAAGACAAUAAAUUCGACCUGGUCCUAUCGGGAUACUUCAUGAACGACUUUCAACUCGGGUUCGCUAAGAAAGUCAACGCACCUGUCAUCGUCGUAGUCACACUGCCUCCCAACCAACUGUUGAACCAUCUGAUCGGAAAUCCCCUGGAGGUUUCCUACGCUCCAGCAUUCAGUGCUCCUUUGGAGAGGGGAAAAGGUUUGACUUUCCACCAACGUUUGGUCGCUUAUGGUACAAGCUUCUUUUUCGGGGUGUAUGCUUACCUUACCGAAAAGCGUAAUCGGAAGCUGUACACGCAAAUUUUUGGAGACGAUCCCAACAUGCCCGAGUACUCUGAACUGCUCAAAAACACAUCAAUGGUGUUCUUUGUGUCCCACGCCCAUAGUGAAGGACCUAUACGACCAAAUGUCCCUGCUGCCAUAGAAAUCGGGGGUAUCCACAUUAAGGACAAGCCGGAUCCCUUGCCCCAAAAUAUGGCUGAAUUUCUGGGUAAUGCCACGGAUGGCGCUAUUCUGUUGUCCUUGGGUUCUAAUGUAAAAGGAACUCACGUAAGUCCAGACACGGUUGAUAAAAUGUUUAAUGUGUUGUCGAAGCUGAAGCAGAGGGUGAUCUGGAAAUGGGAGAAUUUAGAGAAGACCCCGGGACAGUCGGCCAACAUUCUCUACUCCAAGUGGCUGCCUCAGGACGAUAUUCUUGCUCACCCAAACAUUAAGCUUUUCAUCAAUCACGCAGGAAAAGGUGGGAUAACCGAGGCCCAGUACCAUGGAAAACCGAUGCUUUCUUUGCCAAUUUUUGCAGACCAGCCGGGAAACGCUGAUGCUAUGGUCAAAAAGGGGUUUGGCCUUAGCAUGAGUCUUCUCACUUUAGAGGAGCAGACAUUUCACGACACAAUCCUAGAGAUCCUGUCGAAUCAGCAGUAUUCCGAGAAGGUGGCCUCCUUCUCCUCCCUUUACCGGGAUCGCCCGAUGACCGCUAGGGAAUCAGUGGUCUACUGGUCGGAGUACGUCAUUCGUUACCGAGGAGCUGCCCAUCUUCAGAGUCCCGUGGUGCACAUGAGCUUCAUAGCCGCUAAUAACAUCGAUAUUUACGCUUUGCUUGCAGUCCUUUUACUUGCCCUUAUAUUCCUACUAAAGACACUGUUUAAACUGAUCUUCAGUAAGCUGUGUUCAAAGUCGAAAAAGAAGAAGACGCAAUAUUCCGACGAAAUGGUUCUCAAGCCAGGUAUAUUUCUGCUUAUAGCGACCGCCAUCUGUGCUUUAGGUGGUUGCCAUGGUGCCAAUAUUUUGGGUAUAUUUCCCAGCCUUAGUCCCUCGCAUUUGAUCAUCCAAAUGAGCACGGCUAAAGUUCUGGCCGAGAAGGGACACAAUGUGACAGUGGUCACGGUGCUGAAGCCAGUGGUCAACCACAAGAACAUAAAAGUGAUCAUGGUGCCACUGAGCAAAGAGGAGGCCCAGCAAAUGAGUGACACCAUUGCAGCGAUGUCGAAAAAUGACAAUAGCAACAUGAUCCUGUCCAUGCUCCGCAUGACGAAUCAGAUGAGCUUUAUGUUCAAUAAGAUGGCAGAUGCCCUUAAGGACGACAGUGUUCGUGACCUGUACCUUAAUAAGGACAACAAGUUCGACGUGGUUCUCUCUGGAUACUUCAUGAACGACUACCAGCUUGGAUUCGCCAAGAAAGUAAACGCACCUGUCAUCGUCGUGGCCACAAUGCCUCCCAAUCAACUGAUAAACCCAUUGAUCGGAAACCCCCUUGAGGUCGCCUAUGUGCCCUCAAUUACCGAUUCCGUCGAGAAAGGUAAAGGAAUGUCCUUCCGGCAGCGCUUGACAGGUUACGGUUCAAGCGUCUUCUACGGACUUUUCCAUCUAAUUACUGAAAGGCAAAGUAAGAGAUUUUACAAGGAAUUAUUUGGAGAUGAUCCCACGAUGCCCGAGUACUCCGAAAUGCUGAAGAACACCUCGUUGGUUUUCUACGCUUCCCACGCACCCAGUGAGGGUCCAAUUCGACCAAAUGUUCCUGCUGCCAUUGAGAUCGGAGGCAUUCAAGUAAAGGACACCCCGGAUCCCCUGCCCCAGAAUAUGGCCGAAUUUCUGGGUAAUGCCACGGAUGGCGCCAUUCUGUUGUCCUUGGGUUCCAACGUGAAAGGAAGCCACAUAAAACCAGACACGGUAGUGAAGAUGUUCAACGUAUUGUCUAAGCUGAAGCAAAGGGUGAUCUGGAAGUGGGAGGACCUGGAGAAGACUCCUGGAAAGUCUGAUAACAUCCUCUAUUCGAAGUGGCUUCCACAGGACGAUAUUCUGGCACAUCCAAACAUUAAACUUUUCAUUAAUCAUGCCGGAAAGGGUGGCAUAACCGAAGCCCAAUAUCACGGAAAACCUAUGCUGUCCUUGCCAGUAUUUGGAGAUCAGCACGGAAAUGCUGACGCCAUGGUCAAGCAAGGAUUUGGCCUUACCCAGAGUCUUCUCUCCUUAGAGGAGCAGCCGUUCCAAGAGGCCAUCCUAGAGAUCUUAACGAAUCCGCAGUAUUUCAAGAAGGUGUCCUCGUUCUCCUCCCUGUACCGGGAUCGCCCGAUGACCGCUAAGGAAUCAGUGGUCUACUGGACGGAGUACGUCAUCCGGCACCAUGGAGCUGCCCAUCUUCAGAGUCCCGUGGUGCACAUGAGCUUCAUCGCCGCCAAUAAUAUAGAUAUAUAUGUUUUAAUUACAGUUGUUCUGGUAAUUCUAGUGUUGCUGUUCAAAUUGUUAGUGCAAUUUAUUUAUAGAAAAUUCGUAUCGGAGACAAAGAAAGAGAAAAAGCACUAAUAGUACGUUAACUGUUCUAUUUAGCUUAAAAAAAUUA
Molecule: messenger RNA, 3498 nt
Organism: Drosophila yakuba
Lineage: Eukaryota; Metazoa; Arthropoda; Insecta; Diptera; Drosophilidae
Exons: 4
Coding region: 264-3461 (1065 amino acids)
Molecular function (GO): UDP-glycosyltransferase activity
Source: RefSeq, a predicted model, not a curated record